ACCGAGUACACUCUAAUGAUAUCCAUUUUUAUUUCGUAAUCUUCCUUUCCUUGAGUGCAGAUUGAAAAUUUUUAUCGGGUGACUCUUUAUCACAGAGGAAACGUUUGCCAUGUCAGAAUUUGAACGUCGCUAUAUUCUGUUUAUAUCUCUUUGAUGAAACAUCGAUAAAGCGCGUUUAAAUACUUAAGUUGGAAAAGAAAGCAGGGUAAUUAUCUAGUAAAAUUUACUCUAUUUGACAGGGGAUUGAAAUAUUUUAUACGUAAAAGGAGGGGGAAAAUUACGAUUCCAUGUAACCGUAACAUGAUUAACGCUAAGGAGCUGAAAUGCGAUACUUCACAUGGGAAUAAAAACAAUAACAAAACAGUGUGCUGUCCUCCAAUUAGUUCUGUAUUAUGCGCAACGUUUGCAGAAGAGGUUUUAAACUUUUGCUGAGAAGAACGUUGAUUUUCCUGUUGGUGUUAUGUUUGGUUUAUGUUGGUUAUAACCAUGUGAUAUCAGAUGGAUAUUAUGCAGAACAGUGUCAAAUACAACGGCCAUUGGACGACACAUCAAUCAGAAAGUAUUUCUGGGUUCCCGGAAAUGUUAAGUGUCACUCCUGGUCAGAACUGGUUUACCUCAAUUCAUCCGGCUUCCUUCACUUCAACAAAUCUGCUGCUCCGUGGUCAUCACAAGAUCAAAAUUAUCUGCAAUGUAAAUAUUCUAUCGUAUACUUAUAUGGAAUCAACGAGGCUCGCUUUUACGAGUUCAAAAUUUCAUCAUUCCCAGUGCAAAUAGACCUCGACUUUAUUCACGUGUCGUGCAAUAUCAAUGGUACCACUGUUUAUGCUAACUUCCUAUACAAUGUAAAUCCAAAGGUAAAUAAAAGACAUUUGAUGCCAGAAUCAUCAGAACAGCCUAAUUUAUUUAUUUUUGGUUUCGAUUCUGUGUCACGUUAUCUCGCUGAAAAGAAAUUAAAGAAAACUUUACAUGUAUUGGAAAAAGACUUAAAAGCAUAUAGAUUUGAAGGAUAUGCCCGGGUGGGCGAAAACACUUUUCCAAAUCUACUGGCUGCCUUGACAGGGAAAACUACCCCAGAAGCUCUAUUUUCCCGGUCAGACAGUACUUUAUACUCCGAAGUACUGAAGCGUGGUUACAUUGACUGUCAUGCCGAAGAUUGGACCUCUUAUUACCCGCCUUUGAUAGUGUCUUAUCCAAAUUAUACUCACUAUCUUAGAACACUCUUUCUCGCAAGAGAGAUUCCGCAUCUGGACAUUUUGAAAAAGAGCAGUUCAUACAAAGAUCUUCAAAAUAGGAUUGACCCAAAAUGUUUCGGUAAUCAAUUACAGCAUAAGAUUGUUUUAGAUUACAGUAAGAAGUGUAUUGAGCAAUAUAAACAAGCAAGAAAGUUUGUCUACUUUUGGCAAAAUGAAAUAAGUCAUCAUCAGCCGAAUUUCCUCUCCCUAGCGGACGAGGACACAGCUGACCUGAUAGCAUGGAUGAGAGACAAUGGUCAUCUGGAAAAUUCUGUUCUGGUACUCUUUAGUGACCACGGGCCACGUUAUGGACCCAUUGCAAGACACGAACUUGGAAGAAUCACAAGAAAUCUACCCUUAUUAACCAUUUAUAUUCCGCCAAGUCUAAAACAAAAAUAUCCACGUAUUCACAAAAAUUUAUUCACAAAUAAAAUGCGUCUGACAACUCCUUUUGACCUUCACGAGACGUUCAAGGAUGUCCUAUUACAAAACUUCAAGAGGGAGACCUUUCCACCGUCAUCUGCAUUGCCAAGAGGAAUCAGUCUUUUCAAGGAAAUACCUAAAUUUAGAAGCUGUUACGACGCUUCAUUAUCAGAAAACUAUUGUCCCUGUUAUUCUUCAGCACCCUUAGAUGUCCACAGCCCAAUCGUACAGAAAUCGGCAGGAUUUGCAGUAAUUCAUAUAAAUUUAAAAUUAGUCAACUCUAAAUUACCAUGCACAAAUUUGAGGCUACAUUCAAUUCAUUCUGCCAAAGUUCAGAGAAUUCCACAGAAAAAAUAUUCCACGGACGAAGUUCAACUGAUUGUUAUUUUUGAGACCAUUCCGGGACGUGCAAUAUUCCAAGCAACAGUCAAGACCUUUUCACAAAGUGUAGAAAGUAUGAAAAUUAUAGGAGAUAUAGAAAGAGUGAAUACUUACGGUAAUCAGUCUAGAUGUGUUCCGAUCGGACCAUUGACUGAGCAAUACCGUCUAUACUGCCAUUGUAAAUGAUUAUUAUUUUAACUUAAGAAAUUUCAAAAUUAACAAUAUUGAUUUCAAUAAUGACAUCCGCCAAUAGUAAUGCUUGUGCAUUUUCUGGUGAAUGUUUGAAGUAUAAAUCUAAAUUUAU
Saccostrea cuccullata (small rock oyster) is the source of this 2340-nucleotide messenger RNA. RefSeq lists its product as uncharacterized. The record is from RefSeq and is a predicted model, not a curated record. Lineage: Eukaryota; Metazoa; Mollusca; Bivalvia; Ostreida; Ostreidae. The coding region runs from base 393 to 2222 and encodes 609 amino acids. The transcript has 2 exons.